Molecule: messenger RNA, 1806 nt
Organism: Corythoichthys intestinalis (scribbled pipefish)
Lineage: Eukaryota; Metazoa; Chordata; Actinopteri; Syngnathiformes; Syngnathidae
Gene: adprm
Product: ADP-ribose/CDP-alcohol diphosphatase, manganese-dependent
Exons: 3
Coding region: 80-1072 (330 amino acids)
Molecular function (GO): ADP-ribose diphosphatase activity; 2',3'-cyclic-nucleotide 2'-phosphodiesterase activity; CDP-glycerol diphosphatase activity
Source: RefSeq, a predicted model, not a curated record
GUGAAGGAAGUUCCCAUACAACCCAUUGUAUCAGUCAUAUAUUUACACUCCGUAGUUAGACUAAGAACAAAAAGCGGUGAUGGAGGACAGUUGUCAACGAGCACCACUUUUUACCUUCGGAGUUAUAGCUGAUAUUCAGUACGCUGACAUGGACGACGGGCUCAAUUUUCCCCAGACAAGAAGGCGAUACUACCGAAACAGUCUUGAACUGCUCAGACAAGCACGGGAGAGCUGGUCUCACUCUGACACCCGUCCAAAGUUCAUCCUCCAGAUGGGAGACAUCAUCGACGGCUUUAACAAGAACAAUGGAAACUCUAGUCAGGCACUGGAGCGGGUCUUGGACGAGUUUAGACUCAGCCCCAUCGAGGUGCACCACGUGUGGGGCAACCAUGAGUUCUAUAAUUUCAGUAGAAGCGAGCUGUUACGUUCCAAGCUGAACAGCUCCUUUCUUGCCGAUACGAGCCUCGGCGGAACCCGUGCCGGUGGCGAUAUUUACGCCUACAGCUUCACUCCCUACCCCGGGUUUACAUUUGUCGUAUUGGAUGCUUAUGAUGUGAGCUUGCUUGGCGUAGAGGAGGACAGUGUGCAGUAUCACAGCGCUUUAAAUUUGAUAAAACAACACAAUACCCACGAGGACCUCAAUACCCCGCCAGGACUAUUUGAUGAUCUAAAGCAGAGGUUCUCAAAAUUCAAUGGUGGUUUCAGUAAGGCCCAGCUGGACUGGCUCGAUUCCGUUCUGUCCUCAGCCGACAAGAAGCAGGAAAAAGUCACCAUCAUGAGUCACCUCCCAGUUCAUCCAUUCUCCACAACCCCAAUGUGCCUGGCCUGGAACUUCGAUGAACUCCUGUCCAUAAUCCAGUCCCACAAUAGCGUAGUGUGUUUCAUAGCUGGACAUGAUCACGAUGGUGGAUAUUGCUUGGAUAAAAGCACAGGAGUUCACCACCUUACUCUGGAGGCAGUGAUCGAGACGUCACCAGACAGCAACGCUUUUGGAACUGUCUCGGUGUACGAAGACCGGAUGGUCCUAAAGGGGGUUGGGAGGAUUUCAAAUAUAGACAUUUUGUUUCCCUGACAACAGUUGGUAUUCAUCUAAUCUAAUUUAAAAUCUUUACUAUGUAGGCCAUCAGUUAUACACUGAAUAUUUACAUCAUUUACACCAGUGGUCUCAAACCGGUCCUCAAAGGGCCGCAGGGGGUACUGGAUUUCAUUCCAACCAAACGAGACAAAUACCUUUUCACCAAUCUGGUUUCUUACAAGUGUAAUCAGUUGAUUGCAAUCAGGUGCUGCUUAUGUUAGUAGAAACCUCAUUGGUUGAACUGUUUGUGCUGGAUCUGUUGGAACAAAAACCAGGACCCACUGCGGCCCUUUGUGGAGUCGGUUUGAGACCGCUGAUUUACACUAUAUAAGCUUAUAUUGUAAGCAUGAGGUUUGAUUAUAAAGAAAAUGAAUCUUUUAAUAAAAUUGGUACUAUGCACUUAUUUUGCACUGGAACGAAGACAUGUAUAUUGUCAAAUAACUAUCGUGAGAGGAAAAAUGACUUGUGAUGUCUUAAGCAGGGAAUGUUUUUAAUACACUCAUUGCACUUUAGAUUUUACUGUUAAGAUCUGUUAAAUAUGAAUAAAGUUAACAGUUUUUAUUUGCUUAAAUUUAAUUUUUGUGAUUAUUUUUAAAUAAUGAGUACAUUUGGAAGGAAAUGCUACGUCUUACUUUGCUGUAAAAUGAUGGCUGGUUUUAUAGUGCCACAAAACUCCCAAGAACAUCUACUUUGUAUAAUCAAAUAAGAAAUAGGCCAAUAAAUAUGUUUGU